AAAGGAAUUGCAGAUUAAACAAUACCAAUUUGUAGGCGAGAGCAGUCGCAAAGCAAGCAAGGAAAAAUAAGUCACAAGACUAUUAAUUUAAUACAAAUUUUGAUUAAUUCAGAUUUAGGCACUGCCAGUUAGCCCAUUUGCAAAUAAACGACACUUAUAUAGAAAUAUAAACCAAAAAUAUAUAUAUUUUUAUAAAGCCAUUUCGUGGACACGUACAUCAAACCAUAAAUUCCCGAAAGCCAUAAAGCCGCAGCUGCAAAAGUGUUACAUUACACAGAUCGAAAGACGUGCAAGAUGAGCGACCUGAAGCCAACUGUCUCGCUGACCAGCGCCAAUGGGGAGAACAUGUCGCGCCACCAGAUGCUCGACUGGGUCAACAAUAUGGUCAAUGGACAUUUUAAGAAAAUCGAAGAGAUGGCUUCGGGUGUUGCCUAUUGCCAAAUGAUGGAGAUGAUCUUUCCGAACUGCAUCAAUUUGAAGCGGGUCAAAAUGUCGGCCAAGCUGGAGCAUGAAUUUUUUCACAACAUGAAGCUCUUUCAGGGCGCCCUCACGCGCGUCAAACUGGACAAAACUGUGCCGCUGGAUCGCUUGAUAAAGGGUCGUUUCCAGGACAACUUUGAGUUCCUGCAAUGGUUCAAAAAGUUCUUUGACUCGCAGGCGCCUGGCCUGGAGAAUAUCAAAUCGGCAGCCAAUGCGGUCCAGCCCAAGCCGAUCAAGCCGCGCGCCAUGAUGAAAGAGGAGCCAUCAAAUGAUUUUCUCGAAUCCCAAAUUGACGAUUUGAAUACAAAAAUUGCCAACACAAUUGAGACACGCGAUCAGGCCUACGAAAAGCUGCGCAAGAUCGAGAUACUCCUCACGGAGACGAUCAACAAAAAUGAGCAUGUCGAUUUCUGCAAUCGGGUCUGCGAGGUGCUCUACAAGACCGAUCAGAAUGAAAAUGUCGGCACUGCCGGCGAGGAUAGCCUGGACAGUGCCAUUGAUGACCUGAACGAUGGGCUGUAUUAAUGUGUUUUUUUUUUUUUUAGGAACAACUGUUGUAUUAUACGGAUUAAAUCGAUUCCAUUUAUUGUGUGCAUA
Molecule: messenger RNA, 1077 nt
Organism: Drosophila virilis
Lineage: Eukaryota; Metazoa; Arthropoda; Insecta; Diptera; Drosophilidae
Product: microtubule-associated protein RP/EB family member 1
Biological process (GO): spindle assembly; regulation of microtubule polymerization or depolymerization; protein localization to microtubule
Cellular component (GO): spindle midzone; microtubule organizing center; cytoplasmic microtubule
Molecular function (GO): microtubule plus-end binding
Source: RefSeq, a predicted model, not a curated record